Diplodia corticola is the source of this 2133-nucleotide messenger RNA. RefSeq names its product pumilio domain-containing protein. Lineage: Eukaryota; Fungi; Ascomycota; Dothideomycetes; Botryosphaeriales; Botryosphaeriaceae. Gene Ontology annotation, biological process: regulation of translation. The record is from RefSeq and is a predicted model, not a curated record. Gene Ontology annotation, molecular function: mRNA binding. The coding region runs from base 1 to 2133 and encodes 710 amino acids. Gene Ontology annotation, cellular component: nucleolus. The transcript has 3 exons.
AUGGCCGGAAUCAAGCGCAAGCAGACCGAGGCGCCCGCCGCCAUCAAGGCCUCCGGCGACAAGAAGAUCAAAACCGCGAAAAAGGCCUCGGCCGCCAAGCCCGUGAAGGAGGCGAGGAAACCGUCCAAGAAGCACGCGAAGCCCGCCGAGCCCGAGUCGGAAGAGGAGGACCUCGUCGAGUCGGACACAACUGAAAGCGACAAUGGCUUCGCCGGCUUCUCCGCGAAGGAAGGCGACGGGGACGUGAGCAUGGCGAGCGGAAGCGACAGCGACGUGGAGAUGGAGGACUCGGGUGCUGCGAAGAAGGGAUCCAACGCAGCAAAAGCCGUGACGGAGAGCGGAUCGAACGGCAACUCGAGAGAAGCGCACCAGAAGCAGAAGCAGCUUGCGAAGGAACGCAAGAUGAACAAGCCGCUCGGCGACGAACUCCACCGGUCGAAGAAGAUCUGGGAGCGCUUGAGGCUGAAGUCGCACGUCCCGAAGGAUGAGCGCAAGAAGCUUGUCGCGGAGCUUUUUGACAUCAUCACUGGAAGGGUCAAGGAAUUCGUCUUCAAGCACGAUUCGACCCGUGUCAUUCAGUGCGCCCUGAAAUACUCGACACCGGAGCAACGCAAGAUGAUUGCGCACGAAUUGAAGGGCGAAUACAAGGCUCUUGCGGAGAGCAGAUAUGCAAAGUUCCUGGUUGGCAAGAUUCUUGUGGAUGGUGACACCGAAACCCGCGAGAUGAUCAUCUCUGAGUUCUACGGGUCAGUCAAGCGCCUGAUCAACCACCCUGAAGCAUCCUGGAUUGUGGACGAUAUCUACAGAGGCAUGGCAACGAAGGCGCAGAAAGCAAGAAUCUUGCGAGAGUGGUAUGGUGCCGAGUUUGCCGUCUUCAAGGCUGGCAAGAACGAGGACGUUACCGCGGAUCUUUCCGAGAUUCUCCAGGAGUCGCCGGAGAAGCGGAGACCCAUCAUGGAUUACUGCCGCAUCAUGAUCAACUCGCUCAUCCAGAAGAAGAUGACUGGCUUCACCAUGCUCCACGACGCCAUGCUGCAGUAUUUCCUUGCCACCAAGCCCGGCAGUGAGGAAGCAACGGACUUCCUCGAGCUUCUCAAGGGCGACGAGGAGGGCGAUUUGCUCAAAAACUUGGCCUUCACGAAGAACGGAGCUCGCGUUGUCUGCCUCGCUCUUGCUUAUGGAACCGCCAAGGACAGGAAGAACCUUCUGAGGAUGUAUAAAGAGAACAUUGAGAUCAUGGCCUUUGACGCACACGCUCAUCAGGUUCUCAUGACGGCUCUCGACGUCGUCGACGACACUGUUCUCACCACCAAGCUCAUCUUCCCGGAACUCCUGUCUACCAAUUCCAGCAUCGAGGUGCAACAGGAGAAACUGCUGAACCUCGCCAACGACAAGAUCGGCCGCAUCACCAUCCUGUAUCCCCUCUGCAGCCGCGCGAAGUGGCUCUUCCCGAGCCCCGAGGACCUGGCCCUCCUCGACGAGGUCCACUCCAUCCGCAGCACCACCUCCAAAAAGGACUCGGAAAUCAGGAGGAAAGAGGUCGUGAAGGCCUACUCGGCAACCAUGCUCAACGUCAUCGCCGCCGACCCGUCGGCGCUCGCCCAGUCGUCCUUCGGCUGCCAAUUCAUCACCGAGGCGCUCCUCGGCGCCAGCGCCGACGACAAGGCCGCGGCGGUCGAGGCCGUCGCCGCCCUCGCCGCCGGCGACCCCAACGCCGAGGACCACCUCGCGCAGACGCCCCACGCGGGCCGCAUGUUCAAGACGCUCGCCACCGGCGGCCACUUCGACCCCAAGACGAAGACGACGACCCUGGCCGACCCGCCGCUCGGCUUCGGCGACGCGCUCUACGACCAGACCAAGGACCAUCUGGUCGAGUGGGCGACGGGCGCGGGGUCGUUCGUCGUCGUCGCGCUGGUCGAGGCCGAGGGCUUUGGCAAGAAGGAGAAGGUGCUCAAGGCGCUGAAGAAGGAGAAGGCGAAGCUGGAGAAGGCGGCCAACGGUGACGACAAGAAGAAGGAGAAGAAGGAGGAGAAGAAGAAGAAGGGGGAAGAUAAAAAGGAUAAGAAGAAGGAGGCGUCGGCGAAGAAGCCGAGUGGCAACCCGGGAUCGAGGAUAUUGUUGGAGAAGUUGUAA